Aspergillus piperis CBS 112811 is the source of this 1449-nucleotide messenger RNA. RefSeq names its product phthalate transporter. NCBI's taxonomy places the organism in Eukaryota, Fungi, Ascomycota, Eurotiomycetes, Eurotiales, Aspergillaceae. Gene Ontology annotation, cellular component: membrane. The record is from RefSeq and is a predicted model, not a curated record. The coding region runs from base 1 to 1449 and encodes 482 amino acids. The transcript has 6 exons. Gene Ontology annotation, molecular function: transmembrane transporter activity. Gene Ontology annotation, biological process: transmembrane transport.
AUGGAAACAGAAAAGUCCUUAGAGGCAUCUCACAUUGAAGAUGCCGAGAAGAACAGCAUCCAACCCGGCGAAUCCCUCGACUAUUUCACUCCGAAAGAGAAGAAAAGACUCACGAGACGAAUUGACAUUCGUCUGGUAAUUCCACUGGGUUGUCUAUAUUGCAUCAGUUUGCUGGAUAGAACCAACUUGGGAGCUGCCUCGGUUGCCGGGAUGCAGGAAGAAUUGAAGAUGAAUGCCAAGAAUAAUGGUUACAGUAUUAGCUCGUUGGUCUUUUUCAUCACCUAUACCGUCUUUCAGCCCCCCAUGACGGUAAUUAUUCGGAAACUUGGGCCGAGGCUGUUUCUUUCUGCUAUUGUUUUGAUGUGGGGAAUCGUGAUGAUUGGCUUUGGCCUCUCGCCAACAUGGCCAGUGCUGGCUGGACUGCGGGUCAUUCUUGGUGCCCUGGAAGCCGGUUUCUACCCAGGAUGCGUCUACCUCCUUAGUACCUGGUACCCUCGCUUCGAACUACAGAAGCGGAAUGCCCUCUUCUAUCUGAUUGGCAGUACGGCAUCCGGAUUCGGCGGUAUUCUCGCAUAUGGACUGAUGCAGAUGGAUGGACUCGGCGGCAAGUCCGGGUGGAGAUGGAUCUUCAUUAUCGAAGGCAUCCUGACCUGCGUAAUGGGCAUCGGAUCCUACGCCAUCCUUGUCGACUUCCCCGAACAAUCCCCCAAGUCAUGGCACUUCCUCAACGAAUCCGAGGCCGCCUACGUGGUAGCUACCAUCGAGAAUGACCGAUCAGACGUCUACAUGGAGCCAUUCACAUUGAAAAGUUACCUCCGCAGCGGUGCAGAUAGCAAGGUCUGGGCAUACGCUGCCAUGUAUAUGCUCACCACAGCGAACAGCUACUCCAUCGCUUACUUCCUUCCCAUCAUUCUGGAAGAUAGUAUGGGGUUCUCGGUAGCAAAGGCCCAGUGUCUGGUGGCUCCGCCGUAUGUGGCAGCGGCGAUAGUGAUGUACACCCAGGCGGUCUAUGCCGAUAGAUGGCACCUGAGGGGGCCGAUCAUUGCUGCGAAUGCUGCCAUGGGGCUGCUGGGGCUUGCGCUGUUGGGGUAUCUAAAGGAGUCAGGGCCACGGUAUUUUGGGGUAUUUCUGGCGACUAUUGCUGCGAACGCGAACUGUCCAGCGCUAGUCUCAUGGCAAAGUAACAACGUCCGCGGCCAAUGGAAACGCGCAUUCACAUCCGCUACCCUCAUUGGCGGGGGCAGUAUCGGAGGCAUCAUCGGGACAACAGUCUUUAGGGCCCAAGAUGCGCCGAACUACCGACCCGGGCUGCUGACUACGAUGAUCGCUAACGCGCUGAUUAUCGUGGUUGUGGCGGGACUCAGCGUCAAGUUCUGGCGGGCGAAUAAGCGGGUUGAUCGUGGGGGAAAGCCGAUUGAGGGGUUGGCUGGGUUUAAGUAUACGUAUUAG